Messenger RNA from Pimephales promelas (fathead minnow), 1987 nucleotides. Lineage: Eukaryota; Metazoa; Chordata; Actinopteri; Cypriniformes; Leuciscidae. The record is from RefSeq and is a predicted model, not a curated record.
GGUAGACAGAAGGUUGUGGAUAUGGUAGAAACUUUUGUUUUGGUAAUCUGUGAAAAGAAGUGGAAUAUAUUUUCAAAAAGUCACUUUGCAGUAUUUGAAUCUGGAUCCUUUGGCUGAACCCACUGAAAUUCUGUCUGCAUGGUUCGGACUGCAUAUUGACUGGACAAUGUGCCGGGUUCUAAACAUCUUAUUGGCUCUUCUGAGUCGCUUCUUGUUCGCGGUGCAUGGCGUCCUGACGGUGUGGCGAGUGGUGGCGGUGACAGGAGAGUCCUCCUAUUGGCUGCUGCUGACGGGGGUGGCACUGCUCGGGGUCGAGAUGGCAAUCACAAUCAAAUACACACGCAAUGCAGAAUGGAAAUGGUUCUCACCCAUGGUGUUUCUCUAUCUGUGCACUGUGAUUCCAUCAGUCUGGUUCCUGGAGCUGAACCUCCUACAGUCCAAUCUGCCCAUCAACUCGAGCACAAACUCUGACCCACAAUUCUUCUCACAGAUCCCGCUAACAAUGGGGUUGGCGGAACUUGAUCCUGAGAACUGGGUGGAAGCUUUGGAGCAGACCAUGUUGAUAGUGUUGGUUCUGGGCCGCUGGCUGAUGCCGAAGGGCGACAUGUCACGUGACCAGCUAUCUCAGCUCCUCAUGGUUUACGUGGGGCUUGGAGCUGAUAUCCUGGACAUCUUUGACACUUUUAAGGAGCCACAAGUGAAAACCAAGCAGGCCGUGAUCAUUGUUGGGCUAAGUUUGUUCUCCUGGGCCUUGAUGCAGUUUCCUCUUGUUCUUACCCAGACCAGCCACCCCAAGGUCCAGGAGGAAGAUCAUCCAGAGGCUGCCCAGCAUGGCCAAGCUGGCUGGACCGUUUCCUGCUGCUCGAGUGAAGUCUGGAGCCUUCUGUUAACGGUGGGUCUGCAGGAUGGACCUUUCCUAAUUUACCGUCUGUACCUCAUGAUACGUGAGAAUGUUCUGAACCAGCUGAUGAUCUUCUUCACAUGCAAGAACAUCCUCAUUGUUUUGCUGGAGGUGUACAGGAUUUGUGUUGUCCACUUUGAGAAGAGCAAUCCAGGGGGCGGAAGUCAGUCAUGUGACCCAUCUCAUGGACAUUCAGAAUGGACUGAUGGAGAGGCUAUAAAACCCAGCUGUCAGGAAUAGAUUAGAUUCACACAUACAGAAAAGAUCUAUCUAUCUAUCUAUCUAUCUAUCUAUCUAUCUAUCUAUCUAUCUAUCUAUCUAUCUAUCUAUCUAUCUAUCUAUCUGUCUGUCUGUGUAGACAGUAUUCAAACAAAAAGUGCCUUGUAAUGUUUAACGUUGAAGGUUAACAUUCAUCAUUAUCAUAAACAUCUUGAUUCUGAGAUUGUAUUAUUUAAGAAUCUGACAGUCAGCAUGGACAGCACUUUGCAGUAGCUACAAUUACUACCACUUGAGGCCAGUAGAUGGUAGUGUGAGCAAACUCUUUGUAAGGACAGGGAUAUAAUGAAAUUUGGAAAUUGCUCUGGAGAUCGUGACGCUUCAACUGUAGCCUGACACACACCGUCUGCACACAGCAACCUGUGACAUUUUAGCAUCUAACAUCAAUAGGUAACAAAUCAGCUCCCGAGUGCCUCCUGAUGUUUGUGAAUGAUCUGUCCACGGCUGUCUCAUUACUCAAAGUUCAAGCCUUUCCCCUUGCUCAGAACUCUUGUAUCUUUUCUGACGAUGACAUAUUAGAUUGAAGUAGCUACUGUCAUGAAGACAAAAAUAGCAUUCUAAAAAAAAUCAGUGCGAUUGGGAUAUACAGCCCCUGUCAAUCCUGGGAUUUAAAGCAGUAAACCCGACCUUUCAUUAGAACGGCAGCUAAUUAGAAUAUCGGUAGAAUAAAAACACAUCAUGUGUAUAGCCAAGUCGUGAUUAUUGUUUGUUUUGACUCGAGAGAAAACUGACAGACGUGUAGAAAGAAAGACAGAGGGAAACACCUCAAAGAGAGCUCUGUCAUUAGUGCUGUUCUGUCACAAAAUCUUU